Nannospalax galili (Upper Galilee mountains blind mole rat) is the source of this 1011-nucleotide messenger RNA. RefSeq names its product synaptosome associated protein 29 (gene Snap29). The coding region runs from base 97 to 864 and encodes 255 amino acids. The transcript is spliced from 5 exons. Lineage: Eukaryota; Metazoa; Chordata; Mammalia; Rodentia; Spalacidae. Gene Ontology annotation, cellular component: plasma membrane; SNARE complex. Gene Ontology annotation, biological process: exocytosis; synaptic vesicle priming; synaptic vesicle fusion to presynaptic active zone membrane. The record is from RefSeq and is a predicted model, not a curated record. Gene Ontology annotation, molecular function: SNAP receptor activity; syntaxin binding.
CGGAAGUAGCUCUCGGAGGUCCGCCCACCGGGCGGUGGGCUGUUGACUGUGGUCCGGCCGCUCCUCCGCUUCCUAGGACAGACCAUCGCCGGCAGCAUGUCGGGCUACCCCAAAAGCUAUAAUCCUUUUGACGAUGAUGCGGAGGAUGAGGACGCCCGGCCGGCGCCUUGGAGGGACGCCCGAGACCUCCCCGACGCCCCCAUGGACAGGCAGCAGUACCUGCGACAGGAGGUGCUUCUUAGGGCAGAGGCCACAGCCGCCAGUACCAGCCGGUCCCUAUCGCUCAUGUAUGAAUCGGAGAAGGUUGGGGUCGCCUCUUCUGAGGAGCUGGUCCGGCAGCGAGGAGUCCUGGAACAUACAGAGAAGAUGGUGGACAAGAUGGAUCAGGAUUUGAAGACAAGCCAGAAACAUAUUAACAGCAUUAAGAGUAUAUUUGGAGGGUUUGUCAACUACUUCAAAUCCAAACCAGUAGAGACCCCACCUGAACAAAACGGCAGCAUUGCCCCCCAGCCCAACAGCAGAUUGAAAGAAGCCAUAAAUACAAGUAAAGAUCAGGAAGCAAAGUACCAGGCCAGCCACCCAAACCUCAGAAGGCUGGAUGAUGUAGACCCCAUCCCCAGAGGGCCUGAUUCUGCUGUGAGUACUGAGGCUUACCCAAAGAAUCCAAACCUUCGAGCCUAUCACCAGAAGAUCAACAGCAACCUAGAUGAGCUGUCCAUGGGAUUGGGCCGUCUGAAGGACAUAGCCUUAGGGAUGCAAACAGAAAUUGAGGAGCAGGAUGACAUUCUUGACCGGCUAACAACCAAAGUGGACAAGUUAGAUAUCAAUAUAAAAAGCACAGAAAAAAAAGUUCGGCAAGUCUAAAGAUUAAGAAGGAAUUAUACUCUAUUGUGAUGAAAGAUUCAAAAGUUUCUUUUGCACUCCCAAGAAAUUUCAUUUAAUAUGUAGUAUGUAAUUUAACAAGUGUUUGCAAAUGUGUACCAUAAGAAAUUUUUGCUCCAAAGAAAAAAA